AUGACAAAACCGAUCAAGCCCGUAUUUGGAAAACAAAAGCAAACUGCCAAAACUACGCUUAAAAAAACUAAAUCAGCACCUAAAAUCCGAAAGGAGCCCAAGAAGCCGACCAAGAAGACUGCCAAGAAACCGUUAAUAGUCACACCUCCAAGGCAAAAGGGUCCAUUAACAGACGAACAAUUCGACGGAUACGAAGAUGACAUUGAAGACUUGGAAAUUUUUAAGGUCCAUGGUUUCUCGAUGAAAGAUUUGGGGGUGAACAACUCAACUAUCGAUGCAAUUGAGACAGAAGAGAUCCAAGGCGAGCUUGACGAAGAUGGAAAUUUCAUCGAUUUUCCUGAUGACCCAGAAGAAGAAAACAAAAUUAUCAAAGAGCCACCUAAACCUCCUAUUGCAGAGCCGAAGAAACCAGAUUUUGCAAAGCCUGGAAAGAAGACUACUAAACCAAAAAGAUCAAAAAGGAAGGCCCCAGAGCCCGACGCCGAUGCUGACGUGAAACAAGAAUAUGACCCCGAUGCUCCCCCUUCAACUAAGCAGAAAGUUCGAAAGCGGCAGAGCAAGCCUCGAACAAAACGGCCGGACACUUAUAAAGAAAGAAUUAAAAUGGCGAUUCGGAACUGUGGAGGAUCAUCGGCGGUCCACAUGAUUUACAAAUUCAUGGAAGAGAAAUGGCCAGAAGACUACGUAGCCGACAAAAGGCAGCAAUGGCAGAACUCGAUUCGACAUAAUUUAUCCCUUCAUAAAAAAGACUUCCGACGAAUUCAUAAAAAUGGCCGGCAAGAGUGGGCAGUAGUCGAAGAGGAAGGUCGGUUGAGUGCAGUUCCAACAGAAGAAGAUGAAUCCACAGCUCGUCGAUCAAGAAAGAAAAAGAACCAACAAAAACAAAUCGAGAGUUUGAAGCCACAAAAAACUGACCUAAGAAUUCCGCUUAACAAACAGUUGCUCGAAGCUCACAAGAAGGGUUCUCGAGAAGUGGUCCUUGUCUCCCAGCGAGAUGCGAUUAUUCUCUGUACUUUCUACCAGUAUUUCUUCUAUGAAUUGGGAAAUACUGCAGCAUGGAUGCAACGAUUGACUUUCCAGGCAAUAGAAGAAGAUGAGCGACCACGGCGGCUCUGCCCAGGAGUUGUUCCGAUUCCGACAUCAGAACUCAUCGCAAAUACUUUGGCGCACGCCAAGACCAACGAAAUCGAGGAGGAAAAAAAGAAACAAGAACUGCAAAAACAGAUUAAUGAAGAAGCAUCUUCGCCAGAACCCGAAGUUUCUUCAAACUCAGAUUCGAUCGAAUCGACUUCUCCAAAGCCAGUUCUGAUUGAACCUAUGAAGAUAGUUCAGGAGCAGUCUAAUUCAACUGAGCCCACCAAACUUGUUUCUUCCAAUCUGACGCCAGCAAAGCUGUUAGCAUCCCGAUUCAAAGAUGCCUUCAACAAGACUGUCAAGGAUGGAAAGACUAUCACGCCUGCCAAACCCUCAGUUCCCAAACAACCAGAAAACACAAAGCAAUCAGAAGAUAAACCUGCGCCAAAGAAACCAGUUUUCGGUCGAGCUAGAAGGCCCGUUUUCAAAUCGCCCUUCAUCAAAAAAGAAUGA
Messenger RNA from Oikopleura dioica, 1587 nucleotides. Lineage: Eukaryota; Metazoa; Chordata; Appendicularia; Copelata; Oikopleuridae. The record is from the annotation of a GenBank genome assembly.